AUGUGGGGAAGCACCAGCAACAACACCACAAGAAGUACACCUAUAGCACCGCAGGCAGAGCAAAUCCAACACAUCUGGGUAGUGACGGGGCCAGCGGGAUGCGGGAAAAGCACAGUAGGCAAGGCGAUUCAACAAGCGCUUAACAUCCCUUUCUUAGAGGGUGAUGAUUUCCACACCAUCAACAACAAAGAAAAAAUGUCCAACGGCAUCCCCCUCACCGACGCCGACAGAUGGGACUGGCUCAUCUCUCUCCGCCAAGCCGCCAUCGAGGCGCUCUCCCCCUCCGAAACCAACAACUUCCACCCGCCCUCCGGCGUAGUGGUUGCUUGUUCAGCCCUGAAGCAGAAAUACCGGGACGUGAUGCGCGUCGCGGCGUACGGAUCCCCCUCGGUCCAGAUCCAUUUCAUCUAUCUCAAGUUGGACGAGACCAUGCUGCUGCAGAGAGUUAUGAAUCGACAGGCGCAUUACAUGAAGAGUAGUAUGGUGCAGUCGCAGUUGCAGGAUCUGGAGGAACCCAAAGGCGAGUGGGAUGCCCUCACAGUGGAUGUGCGUGCUUCGCAGGCGGAAGUGCAGACUGAGGUGUUGGGGUUGGUGAGGGAUACGUUGGCGAGGUAUCGCUGA
Messenger RNA from Aspergillus niger, 621 nucleotides. RefSeq lists its product as uncharacterized. The transcript is spliced from 2 exons. Gene Ontology annotation, molecular function: gluconokinase activity. NCBI's taxonomy places the organism in Eukaryota, Fungi, Ascomycota, Eurotiomycetes, Eurotiales, Aspergillaceae. Gene Ontology annotation, cellular component: cytoplasm. Bases 1 to 621 code for a protein of 206 amino acids. The record is from RefSeq and is a predicted model, not a curated record.